Rhagoletis pomonella (apple maggot) is the source of this 5715-nucleotide messenger RNA. Its product is annotated as zinc finger protein hangover. Bases 396 to 5372 code for a protein of 1658 amino acids. Gene Ontology annotation, molecular function: zinc ion binding. Gene Ontology annotation, cellular component: nucleus. The transcript has 8 exons. NCBI's taxonomy places the organism in Eukaryota, Metazoa, Arthropoda, Insecta, Diptera, Tephritidae. The record is from RefSeq and is a predicted model, not a curated record.
AGUAUUUCCUUUUUGCUUGGAUGAAAAUUCCCGGUGAAGAAAAAAUAGCAAACUUCCAUUCAGUUUUGCAGAAAAUCCCGUCGCGUUUGGUCUUGUAGGUUGAAGAAAUUAAAUUAAAGCUGGCAAAGAUGGUGAUGAAAACAAAAAAGUCGGUAAAAUAAAGUGGAAAUAAUCGAAAAAAAAACAAUUGUUAAAAGUGAAAACAAGUGAAAAAACGGAUAAAAUUAAAACAGAAAGUGAACUGCAAAUUUAUAAGUUUGAAGUAUCAAAAUCCGCACCUAUUGAAAACUGCCCCGCUGCCUAUAGGUACUUAGCUGCUCAGUGGUAGAGGUGUGCUGCAGUGAGGAAUUUCUGGGACGGAAGAGCGGCGUCAUAUCUGACGGAGUCGUAACAAAAUGUCGGACGGCAGCCCAGUGCGUGCGCGACAAAAUUGCUGUCGCCUCUGCUUGGCUCCCGGCAGUGAGUGCAUAUCCAUAUUGAAUAGCUAUGCGGCUGACAAGGAACCGUUGGCUACUAAGAUACAGAACUGCGUCAGCAUCACGAUACAUCCCGAUGAUCAUCUAUCACUGCGCAUCUGUCAUGCAUGCAUCAGUUACCUGAAUUCCUGGCAAAGCUUCAAAAAUCGCUGCAUCGCGUCGCAAAGCAAACAACGCAGUUGGUUGGAUUCUAAUAAACGACAACGGCUGCUUGAUAACAAUGUCAGUAUAUCAACGAUUAGUGCAGAUGGCACUACCCAACAGCAACAGCAAUCGGAGGAUAGCGAACACCAAACACCAAGCUUGGCUACAUCGAUUUUGGAUGGCAUUUCGUCGUUGAAGAAACGCAAAUCUUUAACUGUUUAUCCAUUACCAGCUGUGGAAAUCAAAGAUGAACCAAUGGAUCCCGAUGAUGACUACAGUGCGAAACAGCACGAUGAGUCGGACGAUAUGGUUGAUCCCACACUCUUUUUAGAGCGCACCGAAGAAGAGGGCGACGAGGCGUUGAUGGAGCAUAUGUCCUAUCAAUAUGAACCACCGCCGCCGCGUCCAGCUAUUGAACUUUCGGUACUUGCAGACACCAAAGAAGCAUCUUGUCGCGCCUGCAAUCUAAAGUUCUCUACACGCGCCAACGCCCGCCGUCACGAGCGAAACCUGCAUCCUAAUCUCUUCGAACUGUCCACAUCAACGCCAAAUAACAUGCCUGUGACCAAACCGACGCCUGCACUGGCUGCUGCUCUGGAGCUACAACGAGCCUCAGCAGCGGCUGUAGCUGCGGCCGAGGCUUCGAAAGCCGCUUCUGGCAUGAUUACGCCGCUCAAGUAUCGACAGGAAAUAGUGAAUGCAUUCAACAAAUGCGAAAUCGGUGGUUUCGACUAUGAGCACCCAGAGAAGUACCAACAUCAUUUGACUGAUGAGAAAAUCGUGUUCCUACAGCAGAACGACGAAUUUUUGCGCCAGUAUCAGAAUAUGACUUGCCGUUGCUGCAAUAAAACAUAUUCGACCUACAAGAAUUUCAUGGCGCACAUGCGCAAGAAAUACUUAACAUUGCCGCGCAACCUAUGCUUCAACUGCCUCAAACUGAAUGACUCGAAAGCGCUGUUCAUAUCGCAUUUGAAACGACGCAAUUGCAUCAAUUUGUAUAAAGUGUUGCAUGCGCUGAUGGCGAAGGACUCCAGCUUUGCUGCUGCAGUGACUGCAACAGCGGCGGCAGUGCCCGAUAAAUUGCGUGCCAAGGAGUUGCUCGUCAAUAAAAUGUACGAAUGCAAAUUAUGUCCGAAACGGUAUCGGCUGAAGUUGGAAUUCCGUUCGCAUGUUUACGAUCAGCACGCCGACAUGCAACGCAAAGAUACCAUGCAAAAACAAUGUUGUUAUUGUGGUUUGGAGCUGGAGGACCCCGCUGAGCGCAAACGCCAUUACAAUAAUAUGGAUUGCAUUGUCUCAUUACGUUGUGUGACAUGCGAUGCGAAAUUCGAUAAUCAUCAGAAAUUUUUGGACCAUGUAUAUGAAAAGCAUUUGGCCGCCUUUGGCGAACAGACGUCGACAUCCGGGCUAAAUGUCAGUGUGACCUCGGAGAAUUCACCGGGUAAAAAGUCAACGCCUGGUUUGGGUGGUGCUUCCUCCACCGACGAGUCCCGCAGCAGUCAUCACGCCAACUCUUUAACACAGCCAAAAUCGCAAUAUUUCUCGCGCAUGCCACAAGCUUGUCCGAUAUGUGACCAGCAAUAUAACAACUACAACAAUGUGCUGCGCCACAUGGAAUCCAAGCAUCCAGAUCAAUUGCCGCAGACCUACAAGUGUGUAAAGUGUGGUAUUGGUUAUCCACGUUUGUCCAACUUACGUGAACACAUGGUCAGUGCUCAUGCAGCGGAUAAGGCAAGACAUACUGGUUUUGAGUAUAUUGUGAAUGCGGAUGCGGUUAAAAUUGCCUAUGGUACUACACAGAAUGUCUAUACAGGACGGUAUGAUUAUGUGAUGAAAGAUUUAAUGUCGAUAACGAAUGGCGGAUCAAUCGCUGACGACGAUGAAAAUUCUAGUGAGAAUGCGGCCAAGAAAAUGCGAACAGAUAGUGGCGCCGCUGUGACCACCAGCACUGGCUCCGGCAAUGCCAGUGGGAGUGGUAACAUGUAUAGCAGCCUGAAAGAGUGUCCUAUUUGCAAUGCAGUAUUCAGCAAUAAUAUAGGUCUUUCUAAUCAUAUGCGCUCACACAGUGCAGCGAACCAGAACAGUGGCCAGUCCCCAGCAGGGGUAAGCGCCAGCAAAUCGACACCAAGCGGGCUCACUAUAACACCGGCACCACCCUCAAAGCCAUCGACGCCUCCAGCUAUGCAGCAUCAGACAGCAGUACAAAAGGCAAUCUUUAAGCGUAGUUUGGAACAGGCCGCCGACCGCCGUUUCCGACGCAUGCGUUGCCGUCUCUGUCAGCGUCGAUUCUCAUCGAAGAAAUCCUACCGUUUCCACAUGCUCAACGACCAUCAAAUACGCAAUGUACAAUUUAUUAAAUGCAAAUUGUGCGAUGCAGAGUUCGCUUACGAGAAGGGCUUGAAGGUGCACAUGUUCAAAAUACAUAAUACGCUGCUCAAAGACGAGAUGAUUGUCAAGCAAUUUGAAUGUGAUAUUUGUUCGAUUGUGUAUCGCAGUGAAGAUCAGCUUCAACAGCAUAAGAAGACUGUUCAUGGUGGUACAGACCAGCAGGGUGGUGAUGAAGCAUUUGACGAUAAAAUCGCAGCCGCGAAUCCCGCUGAUCGUUCGGGCAUCUCGACGCCGGUUAGUAGUGUGGGAGCCGGCGGCGAACGUAGCACGGUUGAUACUUCAGCUACUGGACCACUAUACUGGUACCAAUGCAAGUAUUGCCCAUCGAACUUUAAUACCAACAAAAAGUUAGCAAUCCACAUUAACUCACACGACGAGUUUGAUUCAAAUGAUUAUUCGUGCAAGGAUUGUGGAAAUGUUUACAGCGGACGAAAGAGCUUAUGGGUGCAUCGCUACAAAAAGCAUCCACAAUUCCCAGAACCCUCUGAAUGUGUGCUCUGCAAAAAGGUUUUCUUUGAUAGCCAAAUGUUAGAGAACCACAUACCAACUUGCAAUCGCAAGCCAAUUACAGCCACUGGCGCUGUGGCUGAAAGCGCGGGCCCGCCACCAAUCUAUAAACACAAGACCGGUGAUGACGAUGACGAUGAUGCAUCACACGAAGCCAGCGGUGUUAUAACGACUAGCGCAUUGGGUGGCGGUGAGCUGGAGAUAACUCCGAUACCGGCGAGCGGUCUGAAGAUUAAACUACCUGAAGUAGCUUGCACAAUAUGUGGACAACGUUUCACUGAUCAGGAAUUGUUCUCCAAGCACAUACAAAUGCAUGAAAUGGAAUUAUAUACGGAUAAUCCGUUAGCGGCCAUGUUUGAUACGGGUCCAGCGGAUCCGAAUCAAUUCUACUUGGAUCGGGUGAAUGACAAUGGCGAAUACGCCUGCGAUCUGUGUAAUAAAACGUUUACACAAAUGACUGCACUUAAAGUGCAUCGUAAAUGGCAUUUCAGAGGUGAUAGCAAACAGAACCAAGUCGACGCGGAUCAUUCAGCCAAUGCAGCGAACCCAUCAUCCCAGAUCCUGACCAACCAUCAACAUCCACUGGGAUUACAAGCAGUGGGGCUUAUUCCCAAUCCCCAUCAUCACUCUUCAAGGUCCCAGAAACGCAAACGCGAACUUAAAUGUGAGUACUGUCCCUCCACAUUCAUUAGCAACAACAACCUGCGUCGCCACAUCUACGAGCUGCAUAAAGAUGAAAUCGGUAACUUGCCUGUGCCACCGAAAAUUGAAACAGAUCCAUAUCUGCAGUGCUGUCGUUGUCAGCAAAAGUUCGAAACGAAAACUGAUUGGAUUGAACACAAAGUUGCAGAUGCGCGUGUAACCAAACCGUUCGGUCCAUUCCAGUGGGGCUGUGAUUUAUGUGGGGCCUAUGUUUCGCGUAAAGAGAAGUUAAUAAAUCACAUACACAAUCACUUGAAAGAAAAGGAGAUAGUGCCUGUGGAAGAUCAACAACAGACUCAUGACCAGAAUCAGCAUCGAUCCGCUACGAAAUCGACAGCGGCACCAGCAGCAGAAAAAGUUGUUGUUGAUGGAGAAGUGGUGGUGAAGAGCGAAAUUGAUGAUGAAAAAGAACAGUCAAACAAAGGUAUUAAAGAGAGGCAGGAAUCCGAAGAUGAGGAUGGUGAGGUGGAUGGCGAAGUAGAGGAGUAUGAAGGGGAACGAAAAGAAAUAGGUGAGGGCCGAAGGCGCGACGCUCAAUUUGAAGAAAACGCCGAAGAGGAUGGUUCAGAGAAAGAAGAGGAAGAUGAGGACUAUGAAAAUAUGGGUGAAAUUAUGAAAGUCGCAAUGACUGACACGCAUGCCAAUGAUGAAACAGAACACGAUGAAGAUGAUGAGAGCGAAGCCGAUGAUGGCGAGGAAGAUGCCGACGCAGACGAUGUCGAUGAUGUUGAUGUAGAUAAUGCGGAUUCAAACGACAAUGUUGCCGCGUCGAAUGGUCGGGCUUAUGGGCGCGGUCCUCCAGUUGCGUCACAAGUCACCAUUGAACCAAUUCGUAAUUCGACGGAUACGACCGGAGACUCUUCGGCGUCGUACGACGAAGACGACGACGAUGACAAUGACAACGACUCGGAUGCGGAUAGUGAUGCGGACAGCGGCGAUAGUUCUUCGCAGGAUUCGAAGACGCCAGCAUCAGCGCCCAAAGCACGUUUCUCUUGCGAUCUCUGUCGAUUGUUCUUCGACUCGCAACAGGAGCUGCAAAAGCAUGUGAAAAUGCAUUUCCUCAACGGACCUGGCUCGGUGUCGUUAACCGAGAUCAAGUCAAAGACAGGCAACAAGUCGAGUCGCAGUAGUAGCAGUGAUGUAGUGGCGGUGUAGUCAUAGCGAACAGCAGCUGCUGCUACACUUGCUACCUGCCAUUGCUAAACGUUUCUAUUUACUUUGAAAUAUUGCAUAAGCCGUUAAUUUUUGCUAGAUUAGUUUUUACUCUGAAUCAUAUACAUAUAAUGAAUGUUUGUAUACUACUUAAGUUACUGCCUAAUUUAUUAACUUUUUCAAGUUUGCUAAAAGAAAGCAAGAUUUAUGUUAUUUGUGCAUUACCGAGCAAAUAACAUAAAAAAUAAACGCAAACUUUAUAUAUAAACUGUAAUCAUUACAUACCUACAAUAAAAUAAUGCAAAUGUAUGUAGUAAACUUUACUAAAUAUAAAUAAAUAACUUUU